Messenger RNA from Patella vulgata (common limpet), 4154 nucleotides. RefSeq names its product myosin heavy chain, striated muscle. NCBI's taxonomy places the organism in Eukaryota, Metazoa, Mollusca, Gastropoda, Patellidae. Gene Ontology annotation, biological process: actin filament organization; vesicle transport along actin filament. Bases 516 to 4154 code for a protein of 1212 amino acids. The transcript is spliced from 18 exons. The record is from RefSeq and is a predicted model, not a curated record. Gene Ontology annotation, molecular function: ATP binding; microfilament motor activity; actin filament binding. Gene Ontology annotation, cellular component: myosin complex; actin cytoskeleton; vesicle.
CUCCAUAUACAGUAGCCCCUAUCUGUCUUUCCCUUAUCUUGGUUGGUUCAGGGUAUCUCUCUUGUCCAAUCAGGAUAUGUGUUAGAUAAUGACACCACGGGGUACGUUUCGGUAGAUGCUCUUAAAUACCAGGAAUAAAUCUUGUAGCAUCACAACUCACUUGUUCAGCGUAAGUAAACAAUGUUUGAACCUCGUAUUGCUAUUUACAAUGUUUAUUAUGUAAACUUAUAUUACGGCCAGUGCGUUCAUUUUAGGCGGUACUAUUACUUUAUUUGUAGAGAAAUCCCCAUUGGAUUAUAAGAACCAAUAUUUUUUAUUGUAAUAUUGACAAUUUUUUAGGUUUAAAGUUUUAAUAUUAACCACAGUAAAAUCCUAAGUUAUAAUGUUUGAUUUUGCUUCAUAUAUACCACCGGUGAAACAAUGUUAUAUUCUUUAUUUCAGUUAGUUGUCAGAACCAGACCUAGAGAGAUCACUUUAGUCGCCAUAUCUUUUUUUUUCAUCAAUAGCAAGUAAUCAUGUCUUACGAUCCCAAUGAUCCCGACUUCCAAUAUUUGGCUGUCGACCGUAAGAAGAUGAUGAAGGAACAGACUCAAGCUUUCGAUGGUAAAAAAGCUUGUUGGGUUCCAGAUGAAAAGAACAUGUUUUUACCCGCCGAGAUCACUGGCUCCAAGGGCGAUGACAUUGAAGUCAAGAUAACUACCACCAAUGAAUCAAGAACUGUGAAAAAAGAUCAAAUCCAACAGAUGAAUCCUCCUAAAUAUGAGAAGAUCGAAGAUAUGGCCAAUAUGACCUACCUGAAUGAGGCGUCAGUUCUUCAUAACUUGAAAUCACGUUACACCGCCGGUCUCAUUUAUACUUACUCUGGUCUGUUCUGUGUAGCUGUGAAUCCCUACCGACGUCUACCUAUUUACACCAUGAGUGUUAUCUCUAAAUAUAGAGGUAAACGAAAGAUGGAAAUGCCUCCCCAUUUAUUUGCUAUUGCUGAUAACGCCUACCAAUCUAUGGUACAAGAACGUGAAAACCAAUCUGUUUUAAUUACUGGUGAAUCUGGUGCUGGUAAAACUGAAAAUACCAAGAAAGUUAUUAUGUACUUCGCCCAAGUUGCUGCAAUGGGUCACAAACCAACUGAAGAGGAAGAAGCUACAGACAGUAAAAAGGGUACAUUGGAAGACCAAAUUGUACAAUGUAAUCCAGUACUUGAGGCUUAUGGUAACGCCAAGACAACCCGUAACAACAACUCUUCUAGAUUUGGUAAAUUUAUCCGUAUCCAUUUUGGUACUCAAGGUAAAAUCUCUGGAGCUGAUAUUGAACAAUAUUUGUUGGAGAAAUCUCGAGUCACCUUCCAGCAACCUGCUGAAAGAAACUAUCAUAUUUUCUACCAGCUUCUGUCUAAUGCUAUUCCAGAAUAUAACGAGAAACUAUUGGUGAACCCAGACCCAGCUUUAUACUCAUUUUUAAACCAGGGAUGUCUGACUGUUGAUAAUAUUGAUGAUGUUCAGGAAAUGAAAGAUACUGAUGUUGCUUUCGAUGUUUUGGGUUUUUCCACUGAAGAGAAACAUGGAGUCUUUAAAUGUACUGGUGCUAUCCUCCAUUUUGGUGAAAUGAAAUUCAAACAACGAGGGGAACAGGCUGAAUCUGAUGGCAAUGCUGAGGCUGAGAAGGUAGCUUUCUUAUUGGGUAUCAACUCUGGAGAUCUUAUGAAAGGUUUGAUCAAACCCAAGAUCAAGGUCGGCACAGAAUUUGUCACCCAAGGUAGAACCAAAGUUCAAGUCGUCAACUCUGUUGGUGCUUUGGCUAAAUCUCUCUACGAUCGUAUGUUCAAGUGGAUGGUUGUUCGACUGAACAAAACUCUGGAUACUAAAGCAAAAAGACAAUUCUUCAUUGGUGUACUAGAUAUUGCUGGUUUUGAAAUCUUCGAUUUCAACAGCUUUGAACAGUUGUGUAUCAACUACACCAAUGAACGUCUACAACAGUUCUUCAACCAUCACAUGUUUGUACUGGAACAGGAGGAAUACAAGAAAGAGGGCAUUGACUGGGAAUUCAUUGAUUUUGGAAUGGAUUUACAAGCUUGUGUGGAUCUUAUUGAAAAGCCUAUGGGUAUCUUGUCCAUCCUAGAAGAAGAAUGCAUGUUCCCAAAAGCCGAUGAUAAGUCCUUCAUGGAUAAAUUAUACAACAAUCAUUUGGGUAAAUCACCGAACUUUGGUAAACCAGUUGGUAAGAAAGUGAAAGGCGAAGCUCACUUUGAACUUCAUCAUUAUGCUGGUACUGUACCAUACAGUAUUACUUCCUGGUUAGAAAAGAACAAGGAUCCCUUGAACGAAACCAUUGUAGAACUCUUGGUCCACUCCAAGGAAGCUCUUGUAGCUGCUUUGUUUGCUCCUGCAGAUCCUGGAGCAGCAGCUGGGGGUGCUACCAAGAAGAAGAAGAGUUCUGCUUUCCAGACUAUUUCUGCCACACACAGGGAGUCUUUGAACAAACUAAUGAAGAGCUUGUACACAACGCAUCCUCAUUUCGUGAGAUGUCUUAUCCCCAACGAAUUCAAACAACCGGGGGAGGUUGAUGCUCAUUUAGUACUUCACCAGCUCCAGUGUAAUGGUGUAUUGGAAGGUAUCCGUAUUUGCCGAAAGGGAUUCCCAAACAGAAUCAUACACUCUGAGUUUAAACAAAGAUACUCUAUCUUGGCUCCCAAUGCUAUUCCUGAAGGAUUCGUUGAAGGCAAGACUGUUGCCACGAAGAUUCUCCAGGCGUUGGAAUUGGAUACUAACGAAUAUAAAUUGGGUUCCACUAAAGUCUUCUUCAAAGCUGGUGUUUUGGGUUAUCUCGAAGAUCUUCGUGAUGAACGACUGAGUAGUAUCAUUUCCAUGUUCCAAGCCCACAUCCGCGGUUAUUUAGUAAAGAAAUCCUACAAGAAACUCUGCGAUAGAAGAGUUGGUCUAUCAGUCAUUCAAAGAAACAUCCGAAAAUGGUUGGGUAUGCGCAAUUGGCUCUGGUGGAAGAUGUACACCAAGGUCAAGCCUCUUUUGAACGUUGCCCGUGCCGAGGACGAGAUAAAGCAGAAAGAGGAAUUGUUCGAAAAAACUAAAUCCGAAUUAGAGAAAACCGAAAAGGUUAAAAAGGAGCUUGAAGAACAGAAUACAGUUUUAUUACAACAGAAAAACGAUAUGUUCAUUCAACUCCAAGCAGAACAAGAUAACGUUGCUGACUGCCAAGAGAAAAUCGAAAAGCUUAUCCUUCAAAAAAUUGACUUUGAAGCUCAACUUAAAGAAUUUGAAGACCGUAUCUUGGACGAGGAAGAUGCUGUUGGCUGUCUUGAAGAAAAGAAAAAGGAACUUGAAAAAACCAAUGACGAUUUAAGGAAAGAUAUUGAAGAUCUUGAUACUUCUCUUGCUAAAGCCGAACAAGAAAAAGUAACGAAGGAUAACCAGAUUAAAACUUUGAAUAACGAAAUCGGUCAACAAGAUGAGAUGAUCGGUAAACUCAAUAAAGAUAAGAAAAAUAUGGAAGAAGCUAACAAGAAAUUGACUGAAAGUCUGCAAGCUGAAGAAGACAAAGUCAAUAAUCUUAGUAAACUGAAGACUAAAAUGGAACAAACCCUGGAUGAGUUGGCAAACAACCUAGAACGCGAAAAGAAGGUUCGAGGUGAUGUAGAGAAAGUUAAAAGAAAACUAGAACAAGAUUUGAAAACGAAUCAGCAAUCAGUUGAAGAAUUAGAACGAAUUAGACGAGAGUUGGAAGAAGGUAUGAGAAAGAAGGAUGUUGAAAUCAAUUCUCUUCACUCAAGAGUUGAAGAUGAGCAGACGAGCGUCACGCAACUUCAAAAGAAAAUCAAAGAAUUUCAGUCUACCAUUGAAGAGCUUGAAGAAGACCUCUCUGCUGAAAAGCAAACACGAGCUAAGGUUGAGAAACAGCGAAAUGACUUGACUCACGAAAUUGAAGAUAUCAGUGAACGACUGGAUGAAGCUGGUGGCGCCACUUCUGCUCAGAUUGAAAUCAACAAGAAACGUGAACAGGAAUUGUUGAAACUAAAAAGAGAUCUUGAAGAGAGUCAGCUACAACAUGAUGCUCAAGUUGCUAGUCUCAGAAAGAAACAACAAGAUGCUGUUAAUGAAUUAUCUGACCAGGUUGAGCAACUACAGAAGGUUAAAAGCAAGUGA